CGAGGAAGAAGACGUGAUGCGCGGACAGGGAAAGAAGAAAAUUGGCUCCCUUGUUUUGUUUAGCAGGAUUUGUGUUUUUGAAUAAUAAAAAUUUCGCAAAAUGAUUUUACUAAAAUCAACUUAAUUAAGGAGAAGUGAUGUGUCGUGACUUUAAAAUUUUAAUUAUCUUUUCGUAUAUUUUGUGUUUUAAAGUAUUUUAUAUAAACUCUAAGCGAGCGCAAUUAUGGAUUUUGAGUCCGGACAAAACGAAAAUCAUCAAAGGCACGGAUCCGCAUCCCCUGUUUUACACUAAGGACUUCUCCGGCAAACAUUCCAUAUCUCAAGAUCCAUUAAACGAUUUCGAACAUUACUCCAAUUCUUGGAACAAGGAGCAAGACUGCGCUGAUUGUGGAGGAAAAACCGAAAACGAUACGGAUUUGAAGUUAUCCCCCGAUCAAUACUCAGAAACAUUGGAUUGCGGAAAGCCCGUAAAUUUCACUUACUUCGAUAAUUUAGUAGGUGUUAUAAACCGCAAUAGGCACCCAAUCGUUCCCGAACCCCAAGCUGUCCUCUACUUUACUAAGAACAUUGGUAAAAAUAAACUCGAUGUCAAGAAUUUUGACGUUGACGCCUUGGAAAGGAGGCUGAAGAAGGCCAAAAGAGAGAAACCAAAGUCUAUUCAACUGUACAACCAAAUAGGGAAUUUUUGGCGAAUAAAGGGCGAUGCGAACAAAGCCAUCGAGUGCUUUCGCAAGGCUUUGGCCGUAUCACCACACAAUGCUGAAGUACUUUUGAGCCUUGCCAGGAUGCUAUUUUCUCUCCAAUACUUAGAUGAUGCCAUAUAUCUGACUAGAAGGUCGCUGGAAGUUCAAACUGCCGAAAUAGGUGCUUGGCAACAGUAUUUUACGUUAGGCGAGAUUUUUAAAGCGUACGGCCACUACCAAGAGGCUUCCGUGCAUCUGAGACACACCUUAGAAUUGAACCCGAAGUUCGAACCCGCUUACUUGGCUCUGCAAGAGAUCGAGGCCAUUCCCACUGCGACAAUUCACAUGUACACGCUAGUUAUUAUAGUAUGUUUGGUGUUAGGUGUUCUGCUAGUGAUACUGUCUUCUGUAGAUAAUUCCGAGGAAAUCAAACCUCAACGGCAUUUCAACAAAGCAAUGGCGAUGAGAUCGCUCAAGGGGAUCUCGAUGACCGCGAAGCGCUGCAAACGGACAUAUUAGUGUAACAUGUAAAGUCGAUGUUUA
This is a messenger RNA of Phyllotreta striolata, 1226 nucleotides long. The record is from the annotation of a GenBank genome assembly. NCBI's taxonomy places the organism in Eukaryota, Metazoa, Arthropoda, Insecta, Coleoptera, Chrysomelidae.